Molecule: messenger RNA, 1016 nt
Organism: Rhizophagus irregularis DAOM 181602=DAOM 197198
Lineage: Eukaryota; Fungi; Glomeromycota; Glomeromycetes; Glomerales; Glomeraceae
Molecular function (GO): protein binding
Source: RefSeq, a predicted model, not a curated record
AUUGGUGAAUCGGACUUGGUGUCGAAAUACAGUUUCGUUUCUCUGGAAGAAACCAUUCAACUCACCACCAUCUGAUUCACAAAAUAAUUACAAGAUUAUUCCAAUUUUAGCAUCAUUUAUUGAUGAUGAUAAAAUGAAACAAUUCAAGAUUAAAGAAAAAGACCUUCCGGUACCAAAGCAAACAACUUUUGAUUAUCCUUCUUUUAUAAGACAUUUGGAUUUUGUUAAUUUAUGGAAACAAGUUUUUAGAUGUUAUCCUCGUACUUCGGAUAAUUAUAUUACAAAUAAUGAAUUAUAUCCUCUUCAAGAUGAUUUUAAAUCAGUACAACGAAAAAGAAAUUCUUCUCUAAGUCUUCAAGAUGAAUAUAAUUCAUCUCAACAAAAAAAAGCAGAAGUUGUAAAAGCUCUUUAUGAAGUAAUUUUACAAAGAAGUAGAUUGGAAAGGUUAACAUUAUCAAUGAAAGAUUGGCACUAUCCAAUUUAUAAUGAAUUUAUCUUUGAUGCUUUAACGUCAACACCUAAUGCUCGUAACGCUUUAGCAAGAUUAUCAAGAUUUGAUUGUAAUUUAGCAGCAACAAAUAUUUCAGCUUUACAUGACCUUGCUUUUAUUUCAAAAAAGAUUAAAACUUUAUCUAUACAAAUAUUUAGACAUGUAUUUCGUGAUGGUCACUUAACAGAAUUAUCAAACCUUAUUGAAUCACAAGAUUCUUUAGAACAAAUUAAUAUUUUUAAAGAUCAUAAAUGUAAUAACAUUACGAUCGAUCUAUCAUCCCUCGUCUCACAAGCAAAAUCCCUUAAAAAAUUAAAAUUACAUUAUGUUAUUAUUAAUGAUAAACAACUUGAAUAUAUUACAAAACUUCAUAAUCUUCAAGAAUUAAUGUUUACAUGUGUUAGAUUAGAUGGUAAGAUGACAUUAUUAUCAAAUGUUAUCUUUACAAAAUUAAAAGUACUUAGAAUAUAUAGUACUUUUAUUAAUCAUAAUAGGGAAAAUAGUAAAUUACAACAAGAUAAUGAUC